Molecule: messenger RNA, 774 nt
Organism: Ectocarpus siliculosus
Lineage: Eukaryota; Phaeophyceae; Ectocarpales; Ectocarpaceae
Source: the annotation of a GenBank genome assembly
AUGGACCCAUCAGCAGACACCACGCCCCCGGUAGCCGUGGGCGCGGCCGAAGCUGCAUCGUCGGCUGUUGAUCCUGCCGUGAGUAGCAGCGGCGGUGUGGCCGAGGCUGUGGCCAAGGGAGAGACUACUGCGGUGAGCGGGACUGCUGCUCCAGCAAUGGUUGCAUCGUCGCCAGCCACUGGUAGCGAGCCCGUCGCUGAUGCUGCGGUGACACCAGGUGGAACAACAUCUUCGGUGCCAGUCGGAACGUCACCUGCCCAUAAAGGCGACGGUGCGGGCGCCGGGGUUGCUGCAGCUGUCCCCGGCGAAGCUGUGAUGGGAGAAGGGCUGGGCGCCGGGAAGAUGUCUCACGGCGUUGGUGCUGCCGCCGCUGAGAGCCCCAAGCCCAAGAAGGACGAGCAUGCUGACAAGCACGCAGACCUCAAGAAAAAUGCCAUGAAAGCGGUGAAGAUGGCUUACAGCCAGUACAAGAAGCACAAGAAGAAGAAGAAGAAGAAGAAAAAGUACGGCAGCACUACCCACGGCUCCUCCUCCUCCGGCGGCGGUUCCCACGCCGUGAGCGAUAUCAUGGGCGGCAUCGGUGGUGGCGACGGUGGCGAAUCGAGCUCCUCGUCGAGUUCGGAUGACGAUGGCGACAUGAUGGACUCCAUCAAGGGGAUGUUGGGAUCUCUCGGAAUGGACUCUGAUAUAUCGCUCUCGAAGAUGGCGCACUCGUUUGGGCUUGGAGGUGAUGGGUCCAGCUCGUCUUCGUCCUCGGAAGCGGAGGAUGACUGA